Molecule: messenger RNA, 10045 nt
Organism: Haliotis rubra (blacklip abalone)
Lineage: Eukaryota; Metazoa; Mollusca; Gastropoda; Lepetellida; Haliotidae
Product: ubiquitin carboxyl-terminal hydrolase 1-like
Biological process (GO): protein deubiquitination
Cellular component (GO): nucleus; cytosol
Molecular function (GO): cysteine-type deubiquitinase activity; cysteine-type endopeptidase activity
Source: RefSeq, a predicted model, not a curated record
UUCAGUGUAAUAUAUUUUCAAUCGGUUGCUGCAUAUAACGUUUUUGGAAAAGGAUUUAGAUGCAUAUACGAAACUUCGUCCAGUCAAAUAAUUACAUUUAGCGCGGCAGGUUCUUUUUGCACAAAAUGUUGACAACUUUCAUGACUUAUUGAAACAGGUGAUCACAGUCUCUAGGUGGUGCCAGUAAGUAUGGUUGUUGCUGAUGAUGACAGUCAUGGGCAGGUCAGAAAGAGGCCUCGUCUGUCACUCAAAGGAAAGGGGAAGAGUGCAAGUUCUGCAACAGCUGCUGUUGAUGACUCACAUGGAUAUCAGGGAACCACCCCACAAGAUAUAUGUGAAAGAUCAGAGGAAGCUGAGCCAGUUCAGACCCUUGAUGGCAACACCACCGAGGACCUAGUAAACCAGUCUGAAAGUUUUGCACCAGAUGAAGGGUCCACUGUACCACCUGUAUCAUCCCUUGAGAACUUGGGCAACACCUGCUUCCUGAACAGCGUGCUCCAGAUUCUGCGCUACACCCCAGGAUUCCUGGAUGGCCUCGGAGAGCUGUAUCGGGAGAUAAUCGUGGUAGAGAAGACGAUGAAACGUCACAAGGAGGCCACUGAAACAGAGGAGGAGAAAGAACCAUCUCUCGCACUUGAGUUGGUCAAGCAAUUGUUCAAGCUGUACAAGAACAUGGAGAAAAGAGAGGGGAGAUACUGUGAGAUAGCCAGUGCAGAUGUUACAAGUAUGGCUGUCAAACCAGACAAAGUGCUUGAUAUUAUACGAGAGUUUAAUCCCAUGUUCGAGGGCAACCUGCAGCACGAUGCCCAGGAACUGCUGAGAUGUCUGUUGUGUUAUCUGGAGGAUGCUGAGAAAGAACUCCAUCAGAUUCAGCUGGACCUUAUAGCCUCAAUACCCAUUAGUCUAAUGCCAGCUCAGCUUGCUCCAAUCAAUCCCAUCAUGCAACGCUUCCUGGCAGCUGGGAAGAAAGGUGAGAAGCCAUCAUCCACUGUCAGUAAGCCUCCUGUUAAUGGAAGUGGUGAUGGUCCAUCAAAGGAAACUGUGAAGACCCAGCUGUUCAAUGGCGAAAUGACUGAUGAAGUGGAUGGUAUGGUAAUGACCAAUGGAGGACAUGAAAUAUUUGGCUCAAAAGUGUGUGAACUCUCAGCAGAAGGAAGUGAAACGGUAUCAUGCAACAAGAAUCGGAAACGCCGCCACUCUCGCUCAAAAGUGGAAGAUCCAGCCAAAAGCGUUUCUACAUUUGACAGUGAUGCCAAAGAACAUCCUGACAAGUCAAGUUCCAAGGCUUCAUCAGAAAUGAAAACUUCUGAACCUGUUAAGAAAGGAAGAAAGAGACGAUCGAAAGGAAAGGAUGACUCAAAAGCUUCCAAGGAUGAUUCAGAGAAUGAAAGCAAAGAUAAAAGUGAUCGUGUUGCAGAUACUGGAGGUCAUAAGAAAUGUAGGCGAAGGAAGAAUGUUCAACUCAUUACAUCCAGUGAAGAUGGUCCUAAGAAGACCCAGUCUGAUACUGCUCAUUGUGGAGGUGAUAAAUCUCAGCCAAGUAUAUUGUCCAUGUUAACUAAGUCAGGGCGUAGGCUUGGUAUGCGAGGAAGAGUUGUUAAGAAAGGAGCUGAAGUAGCGGACACUGAAACUGUCAGUGUCAAACAAGAACCUCAAACUGUGGAGGAUGAAUCUGAUGACAUGAUGGAUGAAGAUGAAGUUUCCUUUCCGAAGCUGAAAGCUUCUCCUAGGAAAUCUGAAACGUGUGUAAAGUCACCAUCCAAAUUAAGUCAGGACUUUUCCCAAAUGACAUGUAAGUCACCAUCAAAGUCUGGUGACAGGAACGGAUCAGUAGAUGUGAAGCAGCCUAUGUUAAAGUUACAGAAGUGUGAUCAUGUGUGUAACAGUCCUCUGAAAAGUGUGAAGGCCACAAUAGCGAUGAAUAUUCUCAGCCCAGCAAAACGUCAAGUAAACUUUGAUUUAGAUGAGGACGACUUAAAUAACCUAGAUGAUAGUGAUGAUGACUCUUUAGGACAUCUUAAAUCAGUUCCAGUCAAACCCUUGUCUGUGAAAGUUGAAAAGUGUGACCGGGUGUGUGAUAGCCCCCAGAAGUCAGUCAGUGCUCACCUGGCCAUGAAGUACCUCUCUGGCCACAAAUUACCAAAAAUGGACUUUGUAGAAAAGCUUUUUCAGGGAACGAUGAUGUUGAGAACCAGGUGUCUGGAGUGUGAGUUUUUUCGUGAGAGGAAGGAGGAGUUUCAGGAUGUCAGUGUUCCCUUGAGGCGGGAGCAGAAGUCAGACGAUGAGGAGGAACAGGAUGAGGACUCGGAUGAUGAUGACUCCUGCCUGUCCAAGCUGAUGUCAGCGUUUACUGAGGUUGAACGUCUGCGUGACGACAACAAGUACUACUGUGACAUGUGUAGAUGCUAUGUGGAAGCUGAGAGGUCCCUCCACUAUGACCAGCUACCUGAAAUCCUGACGCUGCAUCUCAAGCGAUUCUCAGCAUCAUCAGGUAUGUUUGGAUGUGUGUCCAAGAUCAAUGACCAUGUCACAAUCCCCUUGUCGCUGCCAUGCCUUAGGUACAAGUGCCCAAAGCCUUGCUGUCGACCUGAUCAUAGGUACAACCUCUAUGGUAUUGUGACACAUGCUGGGGUGACGAUAUCAUCUGGCCAUUACCUGUCUUAUGUCCGUGUUGACUCAGGACCUGUCUCAUCUCAUCAACCACUUGCCAGUUUCAUCAAGACGGAAUGGUCUCCGGUAAAGGAAGAAAAGCAAGAUGACACAGACGUGGAUACUGAACCUUCAACUGUGCAAUGGUUUGAGUGUGAUGAUGAAUCUAUACGCAUUCACUCGGACAAGAAUUUUCGGGACUGUCUGACGUCAGAGAACAGUUCACUACUUGGGACACCAUAUGUCUUGUUCUAUCAGCGUGUCAACUAGAUCUAGGUCUAAUCAUUACAACAGUUAUGUAUGUCAGUUCGUGAACAGGAAACCAUCUCUACUUGAGUAUUAUCAAUAUUGACUAGCAAUCUUUGAAAUAUGACAUUGGACAAACUCUUGCGAUUAUAUUUUCCUAACAAACUUUUAUUACAAAUAUGGUGUCACACAAUUAGCCUAGUCUUCUAAAGUGCCGGAAUUCACUAUGCAGAGUUGCAUCCCUUGGCAUGCAAUAAAUCCAGGGUUGUAGGUUCAAAUCCCAGUUCUCCCUGAUUAUGUUAAGAUUUGUCACACCCAUACUCAUGAGUUUCAGUAAAAUGAUAAAUGUCUGAGACCUCUAUCACUUGGGCUCUUCUCCCACAGUAAGUUGACUUGCAGUGAUAUAGCUGGACUACUGUAUAUAGCAGCUUUAAACCAAACUCUCAGUUGUAGAUGUGAGAAACAGACCAGUCCCUUUGUUUACUAGAAAUAUAUUUGUUUUAUGAUUUGAAAUAUUUAUUAUCAGGAUGUACAUAUUGCAACAGCAGGUUAGGUGAUGUGUUUUUUUGUUUUAUUGUAUCUAAAUGGAGGUGAUAGAGACACAUCACCAAAAGUCUGAGCACAUACAUUCACCAUGGCCUUUUUCAUAUCGUGAUCUGAAUUCUCUUAUUCUAUUACAAAGAUUUGCACUAGUCAGUUCCAUGAUCACUUUGUGGAAGUAGGCCCUGAUGGAAGUGUGACCGUAAUGAGUGACUUAUUUAAUACUGCAUCACCAAGGUACACCUUGCUUUCAGUCAGCUGCCAUAUAGCUGGAAUAUUGCUGAGUGCGACGUUAAACAAUGACAAACAAACAAAGCUUUCAGUCAGUCAUAACGUAAGAAAAAUGUUCCUUGUCAUUUACAGGUAUUAUUUAGGGAAAUACAAAGCUGACUUACUUCACUGACAGAAAGGUAGAUCAGUGACCUUGUGAAUAUGUGAUCACAGCUGAACUUUUGCUCCAGUGUUUGACAUCUGUAUUGUCAGACUACUUCAAUGCCAAUUCUGCUGCCGGAUUAAAACAGUUAUUGUACACUGCUGUGUCAAACAGUAACAACUACUGACUGAAUCUCGACCCAGGAGCUGUUUUCCUGGACCUUGCCACCUCAUUGCUUCCACAUUGCUUGGCCAGUCAGGCAUGUUGUAGUUUGACACAAGACGUAUUAAUAAAAUAAAUAAUGUUUUGGUUUUCAUAAGUCAGCAUGAUCCACAUCCUAAACUUGUAUCAAACUUGUUUUAGAGGAUCCUGCAGAUCUAAGAAUGAAUAAAAAGAACAGGUGACAAAGGAAAUGGAAACCUUUUGUUUCUUAUUUGUAAAAUAACAUUAUUUCAUAAAACAUUGUGUUGAUCAAGUUGUCAGUAUUCCUACACUAAGCCAAACUUUAUGAUGACUAUUUCCAGGUGUGUUGGUGUACAUAUGACAUAUUGUAUGUUAUUUAUGACUUUUUCAUCUAUUAUUGAACUUGUAUCUGUAUAUAUACAUAAAUAUAUAGUGAUUGAGUAUGUUGGAUGAAGGUAAUGCCAAUCAGCAUUCUGCCUGCACCUGAACUAUUGAAAGAACAGCUGGGCUUGGAACAGUUGGAAGUCCUGACAAGUCUUCAUUCAUGUUUUUCCAAAACCCAUAUAGUGUCUGCCCAAAUUUGAUGCCAUGUACAGGGAUGAGAAUAUAACGCGGAAUUUCAUAAGGCCAAGGGUAAUUUUUGUGAAUCGUCUAAAUCCGAUAGAUGCUAAACCCCUGGCUAGUUUUCAGAGUUCAUUCUCAUCCCUGCAUGUAGAUCAGUAUGGAUAUUCUAACAUACCUAUGCAUUGUAGCCACACACGUCACCCAAUACAGCGUCUAAAACCUUGGGAUAUUUCAGUGCCUUGGUUUCUGUCAGGGGAUGCUUUCAUGUUGAGUUCAGAACUUUGCUGCAAAAUCUUUACAAAAGUUUCAUUUCAUUUUAAUUUAUACUGACAUGAAUCAAAAAAAGUUCUAAGACAUUAACUGUAACCCAUGUGUGUACAACCCAUUUCUUUUAUGGAUCUUAAACCCAGGGUGUUGUUGUUCGUCUAUGUUAAGGUAUGGGAGUUACGGUCACCUUAACACUAAGUUCGCUUUGUACAACGGCACCCUGGUAAUUAGCAGCCACAUGAAACAGGACUAAGCUGCUGUUGCAAGUUUGUCUAUAAGACAUGCUUAUCUCUACAGACAGAGUUUGCUAAGGCACAUAACCAUGUGAUUCACACUAAUUUACUUUUAAUCCUGCAUUUCAGAAGACUUGUGUGUUACAGAUCUCACCAAUAAAAAUAAAAUAAAGAUUUUUCCUUAUCCUGACUCAUGAUUAUUUGCUUUCUCAUCCUCUCUUCCGAACGGUCAAGUGGAAACUUGAAUCCUUUCAAUUCCCUUGAAGCGAACGUACAAUCACUCACCCUCAUACCUCCCUUGGUUUCCUGCCAAAACCGGCACGUGACCUCGCCAUGUUGGUCCUCUCUCUCUCUAUCGCCCUAGCGGACGGUUGGGCAGUCACUUCAGGGUCCUUUCGCGGCUUAUAACUUCAAAUAUUUUGGAUAUAUAGCACAAAUUCUACCGUGAAUGUGUUUAUUAAUAUGUUAUUUAUCAUAUUAUUAACAAAAUUUGUACAAUUCAUGUCAAAUUAAUUCACAUAUUACUCCGAUACGACAACCCGUAGGGCCUUUUACAGGUUAGCGAGGUCUAGAGCCAUCAACGAGGCGCUGAUGUACGCUUUCAAUAAUCCUAAGACGGAGGAAGAAAAGAUGAUCCGGUCUACUCUAGUUGUCCAGCGCAAGGAUCAGGAGUUUAUCUCCGAUCACUUGGCUUCUACAUCAGCGGGCAUCACUCUUCUACGUCGUCAAGGGUUGCUGAGUUCCUGUACAUGGCCAGAUGUCUACACCAAGCCUCACCUAAGGAAGCCUUGGGCAGUGCCUACUCUGUUUGACGCCGGCAUCAGGCAGUUGUCACGUGAAGUAUCUCGAGACUCCAAAGACUUGAUGUUGAUCAAGUCCGUCCAGACGAUGAACACCAUGGUGCGUCAAUCAACUCAGCGUAGUCAUACGUAGUCAGCGUGGUAUACAGAGAGCCAAAGGGAAGAAGUUCCCAGCUACACGUGGCGGCAACAUGGGAUCCUUUCGUCGUCCCCGUAAUAAUAGAAGUUACUCAGGCCGAGGACGGGCCUCCAGCGGCGGCAGGAGAUCCCAUUACUGAAGGGCAGGUUCUGAGCGACUGGUCGCUUCCAGCCCCAGCCGUUCCUGUAAAACCGUCAUCUGUGGAUGGACGUCUGGGUCUAUACUGGGAAAAUUGGAGAGUACUACAGGACGACUAUGUCACAGAAGUCUUACGAGAGGGCUACAGCAUACAGUUACAGUCGACGCCACUGUUGACAUGUUAACCGUUGGUCUUCAAGUAUCCUCAGCUACAGCGAGACAAGCUCAUCGAGGCUAUCGAGAUGUUGGUGGCAAAAGGUGCUGUAGAAGUCGUCGAUGGGCUGGCUGGUGAAUCAUCAGAAGUCGGAGUUGGAACCGACCCAAGAUCUACAGUUCUUAGGCAUCAGAUUCCUGACGUCGGAAAAUCGCAUCCUGGUUCCAGACAACCGAUGGCAGAACAUCCAAUCGUGCAUACCAGACGCCCUCAACACUCCACUAGAUUUGAGAACGUGGCAGCAAAUCUUGGGUCUACUGACGUCGGCACAGGCUCUCACCCGCAGAGGAAGAUUGCAACUUCGUCCGCUACAGAGGUUCCUGAUAGCUCAUCUAGACAAUGUCCAGAAGUUCGCCAUCCCACAGCAUCUAAAGCAAUUCCUGCUUUGGUGGACAGUAAGGUCGAAUGUCUGCGGCGGAACCUAUUUGAGAGAGCCAAAUUACAACAGUCAUCUCUACGUGGAUGCGUCCCUCCAAGGCUGGGGGGCACAUCUCAACGACGAAGUUACAGCAGGGCGGUGGUCACAAACAGAGAACGGUCUGCACAUCAAUCAGCUAGAACUGAAAGCAGUAAUAGAAGCAGUACUACAUUGGGCGCCGCAGUUAAAAGAUCAGGUACUGAUGAUACACACAGAUUACUCCACGGUGGCAUUUUACAUAAAUUUGCAAGGGUCCACGAGAUCAGCGCCUCUGCUUCAACUGACGUUCCAGCUGUUCAACAUCACAGACGAAAUCAACCUGAAGAUGAGGGCUUGCCACAUCCCAGGGGCAAAGAACGUCCUAGCAGACGCUCUAUCCAAACCAGUACGGCCGUCUCCCACAGAGUGGAAGUUACAUCCGGGGGCGUUCCAGUGGAUAACAGCCCAACUCGGCUGCCCUCUCAUCGAUCUGUUUGCGACCAGUUUCAACAAUCAGGUGACAACCUUCGUCUCGCCAGUGCCAGACCUGCUGGCAUGGGCUGUCGACGACUUAGCCAUAUCAUGGGAAGGAAUGAAGGCUUACGCCUUCCCUCCACCGAUCCUGCUACCACAAGUACUACGCAAGAUCAGCCGGACGAGGGUCCUACAACUGACUUUGGUAGCGCCUUACUGGCCAGCGAGACUAUGGUUCCCAGACCUCAUAGAUCAUCACGGCGAACCAGUGCUACGACUUCCAGAUUGGCCGAAUCUACUCGUCCAUCCUCACACCAAGCAGCGUCACGGCAACCCAAAAGCAUCCCAGUUACACAUAUGGAGCAUAUCACAUACUGCUUAAAGAGUCGAGGAUACUCCACUAGAGUAGCCAAGGCAGUAACCUUGGCUCUACAUAGGUCAGUUUGAACAGUAUGCUGUUCGACAAGGGUUCACGGCCAGAAGAGCGACUAAUCCACAAGUAGCAGAUUACUUGUGUCAUUUGAGGUCCACUAGACAUCUGAAGGGUUCCACAUUGUCUACUUACCUUGCGGCAAUAAGCUCAGUCAUCACCAUGAAGACAGGGGUGAAGUUGACCAAGGUGCCUGAACUUGUAGCCUUGCUGAGAUCUUUCAAGUUAGAAGAUCAACAACAGAAGUUCAGGGCACCAGCUUGGGACCUCAACAUAGUACUACAGCACCUCAUCAGUGAGGUAUAUGAGCCGCUGACACAGACGACAUUUGAGUUAUUAACUCAAAAGACGAUAUUCCUCCUCGCCUCGGCUACUACAGCUCGGAUGUCAGAGAUACACGCCCUUGACUUCAACCGUACGAGAUUCGACACGGGAAGAAGGGAAGCAGUCCAUCUAGGCCUUAGAGGGGCUUUAUAGCCAAGAACCAGCUACCGGGACAACCAGGUCGUCAAUUUUACGUUCCGGCAUUAUCAACCAUACUGGGUCCACAGGACAUUCAAGAUCUAUCAUUAUGCCCGGUCAGAGCGCUGAAAAUCUACUUGCAGAGAUCUGCUACGAGAAGGAGGAAGUUCAAGCGUCUAUUUAUCCCACUAUCACCCGCUACGAUGGUGGAAGUCUCCCGUACUACGGUCUCCUUUUGGAUCAGAGCGGUGAUCCUAAGAGCCUACAAAGCAGCAGGGUUAGAGCCUCCAAGAGCAUCUAACCCACAUGAAGUAAGAGCGUUGGCCUCGACACUCACCCUACGUGGAAAUUGCUCAAUAUCAUCUAUAAUGGAAAGCUGCUUUUGGAAGUCAGACACUGUCUUCGCUAACCACUACCUGAGAGACAUCUCCAUGAAAGAUGUAUCUGGAAUACGUCAAUCCGGCCCUCUAAUCGUAGCGCAGCAACUCACUAUGUCACCCUUGUCACGCAGUCUCGUUGACGCCAGGCAACUGUUCCAUUUAGAGUCCAUGUUCCCCUGUCUUACAAGAUAAGUCAGCGCAUGAGUGAUACGCAGACUCAGUUAUGGUGAUGUUCUUGCCUUAACAGAUGGGUCGGGAUACCAGUUUCGGUAAUGUUCUUACCGCAAACAUAUUGGGUCGUUGCAGAAUAUCUAGACAACAAGGCGUCUAGUAUACUAAAGCCACAAAACCUAGGUUUACUUCUAAUACGUAUGUAUAAGAAGGUGGUCCCCCAAUUAGCAUCAAGAAGAUAUUGAAGUUAACCACAGAAGAAGAAAUUUCCCAGGGGGUAAAUCAAGCGAACGCUGACGUGAAUACAAUCAUGCAGGGAAUCCCGUAGGUGGCUGACCCACCAUCUUUCCAUUGGAUUCAGUAAGCAAAUAAUCAUGAGUCAGGAUAAGGAAAAAUAUGUAAUUUUUAUGAUAAAAUUAAUAUUUUAUACUUAUCCUGACUCAUGAGAUGAAGCCCUCCCAACCGUACCCUCUCACCACACGGGUUUCCCUGUAGACCUGUGUGGGGCAUAUAACGGAGAGAGUGAGGACCAAAGCAUGGCGUGGUCACCUGCCGGUUUGGGCGGGAAACCAAGGGAGGUAAUUGAGGGUUAGUGAUUGUACGUUCCCUUCAAGGGAAUUGAAAGGAUUCAAGUUUCCACUUGACCGUUCGGAAGAGAGGAUGAGAAAGCAAAUAAUCAUGAGUCAGGAUAAGUAUAAAAUAUUAAUUUUAUCAUAAAAAUUACAUUAUUUUUACAGUAUGAUAUUCUUUUUUUCAAACAUUAUUUAAUUACUUGUUAAUUACCAUAUUUAAUCUUGGCUAUGACUUUCAUACACUCUUUCACUAUUUGGAUGUAUGUAAAUUCCUAGAAUCCACCCUCUUUCUGAGGACCUCCCCUUUGUGUAUUAAAUUUCUGGUGAAAUCUCUUCAGCCAAGGAAGUUUCAAACUGCAUUUUUAUGUCAAAGUUCAAAGUCACCCGUGACAUGUAACAUUAGUAUCUUACUUUCUUUUGAAUCUGGUGCAAGUAUCAUUUCACUACAGUGUAUAUAUUUCAUGUAGAUCUAAGGAAUUCUUUUGGCUCAUGUAAUGUGAAGGUCAAAGGUCAACAUCAAAGGUCAAGGUCACAAGACCAAUGCCAUGUUCAGGAUGGGGCCUUGCUUUGGGAAAGGCUUGGUAAAUAUGAAAGGGCAAAGUCAGCAUUCAGUUUCUUGUAAAACAUGGUUAUAACAUUGUCACUGACAGUCACUCUCACACUUUGUCAAGUGUAAUUGGUGGGUCCUCCAUUUUUGCGAGUAACACCUCUCAAUAAAAUAUGAAUCACCCAAGCUCUUUAAAAAUAUAACAGUAUAUGUUAACUUGCAUGGCCCAAACUCUGUAAAGACAGAAGGGUACAUAUUUAUUUGCA